This is a messenger RNA of Penicillium taxi, 582 nucleotides long. Its product is annotated as DNA-directed RNA polymerase III subunit RPC25. Gene Ontology annotation, biological process: DNA-templated transcription; transcription initiation at RNA polymerase III promoter. Lineage: Eukaryota; Fungi; Ascomycota; Eurotiomycetes; Eurotiales; Aspergillaceae. The record is from RefSeq and is a predicted model, not a curated record. Gene Ontology annotation, cellular component: RNA polymerase III complex. The transcript has 7 exons. The coding region runs from base 1 to 582 and encodes 193 amino acids.
AUGUUUAUCAUUUCAACCAUCGCGGAUCUCAUCCCGAUCUGUCCUGAGGACUUUGAUAAGUCCAGUGCAGUGGCUAUCGAGGAUAAUAUUAAUGCCAAAUAUGCCAAUAAGGUUAUCCAAGAAUUGGGCCUUUGCAUGAGCUUCUAUUGUCUAUUGGAGGCCUCUGAUGGUCUAAUUGGCCAUGGAACUGGAAUGGUCAAUGCAAACGUAACAUUUGACAUGAUUGUCUUUCGUCCGCACAAGGGCGAGAUCAUGAUGGGCAAAAUCUCCAGUGGAAGCGAGAAGGGAAUCAAAAUUACCAUGGAAUUCUUCAGUGAUAUUCUCAUCCCUCCUAGCUUGCUCAUGGAGGGCGCUAAGUUCGACCAUGCGGAGCAAGUCUGGACCUUCCAACCUGAGGAUGGACCCAUCAUGUACUUUGAUGUUGGAGAGAUUGUUCGCUUCCGUGUUGAGGCUGAGGAAUGGAACGAGCAGAAUCCAAAUGCGCCAGAUGUCUUUGAGGAUACCUCAGAGAUAAAGCCUGUUUCCUACUCCAUCAUCGGCUCAAUGCAGUUGGAUGGACUUGGUCCCGUUGCGUGGUGGUGA